AUGGAUAAGUUAUCGAAGGAAUUGAAUAUAAAUACUAAAAAUAUUUUUGCUACUGCUUCACCAACAUUAUUCGCGGUCGUUGUCCAUAAUACCUGGUUACAGAAAUGGUUAAAAAAUGCAGAAGUUGAUAACUGUGUUAAUAAUUUAGAUUUUACACUGCAACCAGGUGAAAGUGUUCCUUAUCCGUGGAGAAAAAUAUUUAUUAAGAUAUUAAAUAAAAAAGUGUCCAAAGUUUUACCUCUUCCGCGAUAUAAAUUAAAUGAAGCAAUAUCUGAGACACCGUUAACGUUUUCACAAUUGCUACAAUAUGUCUCGCAAACUAAUCAACGUAAUUUGUGGAAGGAGUCUUAUAAGAAAUAUUGUCAAAAUAAUGAUAGUAUCAAGGAAAGUACCAUAGUCAAUCUCUUAGAACAUGAUCAGCUGUUGUCAGAGGUAUUGAUAAGAUUAUAUGGUUGUAAUAUUAUAAGGGUUAGAUCUGAUGCAUCAAGCAAAUUUACAGACUUCAAAGAAACACCCAGCAAACAUGUCUUGAAAUCUUAUGAGACUCAUGUCAAUUUGUUAGCAGCUAUGUUUACACUAGAAACUGAUAAUAAUUACUUCAUUGUAUACAGUGGACAUUACGAAAAUAACUUAUUGGAUUGCUUAAAUUUUAGUCCAGCUUUAAUAGAUAAGACAUAUUCCAGAGGUUUGUUUAUUGUGUACCAGUUGCUGAGUGUAUCUAAAGCUCUUUGUGACCGAGGAUUAAGUUUAGGUACACUUAAACUGCAAGAUAUUUAUAUGUCAGAGGAUUUAUGGAUUCAAAUUAUACCACCAAUAGUGAAUAACAUACAUUGCCUUGACCCUGCAUUGAUUUGUGAGCAGAACAGGAACAGGCAAACUUCAAGUCAAAGUCCCCCACUGAAUAGUCAGGGUUCUCAAAAAAGGGGGGAAGAAUGGUGUUGGAGAAGUGAUGCAGUACAAUUAGAAAAAUUAUGUAUGCUUUGGGUGAGAGGCAGGAUAUCUAAUUUGGAUUAUUUGCUACAUUUGAAUCUGUUAGCUGGGCGAUCAGCCCAUGAUCCUCAGGCUCAUUUUAUGGUUCCCUGGGUCACAGAUUUCAGCUCUAGAUGUGGACGUAAUUGGCGUGACUUAAGUAAAUCUAAGUAUCGUUUGAACAAAGGAGACCGUCAGCUUGAUAUGACGUAUGACGUCUUAAGUUGUAACGGACAGAUUCCACACCAUGUCACGGACGCUUUAUCUGAUAUCACAUGUUAUGUUUAUUUAGCUCGCAGGACUCCAAAGGAUACUCUUUGCAAAUAUGUGCGUAAUAAAUGGGUGCCGGCAGAGUACCCCGCUUCGAUUCAACGUAUGCAGGAGUGGACACCAGAUGAAUGUAUACCAGAGUUUUACACCGAUCCUACAGUGUUUAAGAGUAUGCACGAGGACUUACCGGAUUUAGGGAUUCCGUCCUGGGCAACGUGUGUCGAAGAUUUCAUAACAAAACACCGAGAAGCUUUGGAAAGUACGCACGUGUCUGAAAACCUCCACCAUUGGAUUGAUAUUACAUUUGGUUAUAAACUCUCGGGGUCGGCGGCAGUAAAAGCGAAGAACGUUUGCCUCUCGCUGGUCGACGGUAACACGCGGACGCGACGCGGCGCGACGGUACAGUUGUUGACGGCGCCGCACCCGCCGAGACGUAUGCGGGCUCCUCCGCCGGCGCCGCCCCGCCUGCGGUGGACGGCUCCGAGAGAUGCCAGAAAAUCCGUCCGAGAGAGCUCCGAUGAAAUAUCAGACGAUGAAGAGGAAUCAAGUAGUCUACCACAACACAUCUCACGUUUGGCCGUCCCCGCCCAAAGAUACCGGCGUCACAAGAGCAGUACUAGAGCACGCUCGUUAUGCAAAGGGCAAGAAGAUGACGCUUCUAGUAGUGAGAGUAGGGCCUCUUCUCAUUCUAGACAUUACAGAGUACAAAAAUCUGAACUCGGUAAAGGUGUCAUAUACCUUCCUAAGGAAUUUAAUCCCGCUGCCUCGAUACAAGCCUUGGAAGCAUUGGAUUACUUUCGUACUAAAUGUUUCUUUAGCAAAGCAGAAGAUAAAGAGAAGCAGAAAGACAGUGUAACAAUAAACUUGUAUCCAGUGCAGCAAGAAACGAAAGAAAACGAACAUCAAUCUAAGGAAGGAAUGGAAGAGACAGCCUUCACAAACCACAUGUUCCUAGCGUCUUAUGAUCAAGGGUAUUUAAAGAAGUUUAAUCAGGAUAAUUUAGAAAAUGUAUUAAAAGAAAGGAAAAAUAGAAUGUUCAAUAGUCGAUACACGACGGACGCGGCCGUCUACAAGCAUUUUAUAACAGAGAGUCGACGGCAAGACAUGUCAGUUAUUGGGUGCCUUAUUGUUGAAAUAUUUUUACAUACCUAUAUGCGUCCCUUAAGAUUAUCAAACGAAAACUUCCAAGAAAGGUACAAAUGUUGCCGUACCAUAUUUAAAUAUAAUUUUAAUUCAAUGCCAAAGUGUGUGAGUUAUAUAGCAUCUAUACUUUUGGACGUCCAACCUCCAAGCUUGAGUUUUAAGAGCGAACUACCGUUUACGAGAGAAGAACCUAGUAGAAAAAUAAUAGUUACCGAUAAAGGUUUACCACCACCAACAUCAUCUCAAUUACUACAGCCUUUAAUAAUGCAGCAUUUAAUACCAUUUCCACAAAGCUUUAAUAUUUUAUACAACUUAUUGAGUACGUUGCAUGAAUACGAUCUUACAAGUCAUGAACUUCAUAUACUUUACACAUAUGAAUGCGAUGGGACCAAGUGUGUGCUAUAUCAGAACAUUGACAAAACUAAACUAUACUUCACACAGAAAAUAGCAGAAGGAAAAAUACAAGCCUGCAUUACUCAUUUAGGAAUUCUUUUGAAUCAAGUUACCAGCGAGAAUCAAUUCAAUAUUCUUGAUAUAUUUCUGCAGCAUUAUAUAAAAAUGCUCGAAAAUAAAGAGACAUCGGUACUUGCUGCUUGGCAUUUGUUCGACGUGAUAAGCAAGGCGUUGGGUCCAUCGGAAACAAAAAUUAAACUCUUGAGACACAUAUUAAAUCUUUAUGAAGAUGACGAUUAUGUAUACGACAAGUCAGACCAACAUAAACUGACUAAUGUAGAUGCGAUCACAAGUGCAGGCUUAGCGAGUAAACAGAAAUAUGUCAAACUGUACCACCAUAUAUUUCUUCUCCAACUGAUGGUCAGAUUGGGGUUGCAAUGUUUUUUGGAUAAUUUUACACAGCAUUUAGUUGAGGCUGUAGGUGGGUACAAGGAUGUGGGUAAUGAAAGUAAAUCUCCUGGCCACCUUUGUCACAAACGAGCAACGCUAAGCAAGAAACCGCGAUAUUCUGACGAUAAUCUCAAGAAUGCUUUAACGAAUACAUCGGACAUCUUCUCCCCCGAUACCUCUUAUGGUUCUGAACAUGUUGUCACGCCGAACAUAGAAAAAAGUAUUUCGGAAGUAAAUGACGUGUUAAAGGAGAAAGACCAGGACAGCAGAAGUGAGAGUGAGUUAUUCCACUUCGAAAAUGACAAAGAAAGAAAUCCAAGUCGAAACAGUAGAAGUAAAUCUCCUACGGGUUCUAUAGAUUCCAAUAACAAAGAUUCGAACUUGGUGCAGACACCUUCAUCAACGUCAGAAUAUUUUUCAACGGGAAGUUCAAGAUUCUUCACCAAUUUAUCAUCACCAAAUUCAAAAGAAACCAGUGCAACAUUUCUUAAAGAUGAGAAUCAAGAAACAGCAGCUGAUUCAAAUAGAUUGCUCACUUCACCAACAAUGGAAAUACCUAAGCCAAUGUUUACUAGCUAUUUACAUUUUGCGGAAGAUGAAAAUAAAUCAGACAGCUUGGAAUCUACAAAUGGAUCACAAAUACGGCUUAUAAAGAGGUUGGAAUUAUCAAAGAAUGUAACAAAUAAAAUAGUCAAUACACCAUUAGUAAACGAAGAAGACAGCGAAUACAAUGAAAAGGACAAUAAUGAAUAUAAAAUAUCAGAUAUGAGUUCUGAGAGUCUGAUUUGGCUGUCACACAGGCUAGGUCCAGUGCUAACUUGCAGGUAUAUUACUAGAAAUUUGCUAAAGAUGCUAACCUUAUGUUACAUUGGUAAAGAAAACUUAGCGCGUUGGGAAUGUGAUGAAAAGGAUGAACUAGAUGAGAUAUCUAUAGUGAACAGUAAGGUUGUCGGUGAUAAGAUCGCGAUGAAGGUCAUCAAAUGCCUCACUUCUAUUGUCGCCAUGUAUGGGGAGCAUCUCAUAAUAUUUCAGUAUCUCCCACACAUGGGGGAGUUGAUCGCUUCUUGUCGGCGUCGUUUGUCCGCGCCGUUGGAAGGCGGAGUCGUGGCCUGUUUGCAGCUUAUAAAGUAUCUCUUACCCUUCAUUUCUGAUGUUAAGGUUAUGGAGCAAUUGCAAGACACGUUCCUGAAGUCGAUCCUGCAGCCGGCGCUGCGGCUGUCGUCCACGGCGCGCUGCGCGUACCCGAGCGGCGCGGGCGCGCGCGCCGCGCUGGCCCGCAAGCUGCUGGCCGCGCUGCACGCGCUGGCGCUGCGCGUGGGGCCCGAGAUGACCCGCGCGCACCUCUGCGUGCCCGCGCUGCAGAGGUUCUUCUUAGCUUUUGACAAGGCAACGGGCAAAACUGAUAAUUGGCCAAAACAAGAAGAAAAUAAUAUCGAAAAGUCCUCCGAGCAGGAGUCAGCUGAUCCAAAAACAGAAGGUUUUCUAGAGAUAUGUCGUGAUGGCAGUACAGCGGAGUGGGCUAUCAAGGAUGGGCGGGUGGUCCGAUCUGACUUACCGGAACUAGCUUGUACUCCUCCUUCGCAGGGCGAUCGACAUGACAUCACAACCCUAUCCGCACAAGAAGAAUUACUAAUGGUAUUCGAUGAAGAAUUAGCAUAUUAUUCGUACACUAAGUUUGCCAAGCUGAUCGGUACGGACGCCCUGGAGAAGUGCAUAAAGAACAAUGAGACUAUAAGGAACUUAUGUGCGAAGUAUAGACAGGCGAAUCUUAUAAGUUCACCCCAAAACGUGACACGUCAAGACAAACGCUUCCAGUCUUCACUCAGCGACGAGCCCCUGAGCCGGAAGACGAUAGACAUACCCAAGCCUGAGCUGACGGUCGAGCACAUCUCCAGCUCGAACAGCUUUGGCUCCAACGUGACGCUGGUGGGGAACAGGAUCGACGUUAGCGAUACUUGCGAGACUGCGGCACAAGUGGAUGGGUUUGAUGUCGUCGCGUACAAAAUGGACGCCGUCAAGAGUGAGAGACAUCUCCGUGGUGAUUGGCUCAUAUACUGGGAACACGAAAUCGGCCGCGCUGACAAAGACACGCGGUUUAAUCUGAAGCAAAUCAAGUUACAAACUUUCGUUGGACACUCGCAUUCGGUCAAGUCGAUACAUUGUUUAGAUAAUGAAAAUAGUUUCAUGAGCGGCUCGAAGGACAAAACUGUUAAACUCUGGUCUUUAAGGAAUCAGGGCGAUGGUAAUGCUGUAACACAGUGCAAUUGGACAUACACUGGUCAUAAGAAAGGCGUACUGUCACUGACAUUUUUGGAGUCUCUUCGUCUCGCCGUUUCUACGGAUUCGGUCGUCCAUAUAUGGGAUCCGUUUAUGGAGAGCGUCGUGUCACAGCUGGAGGGCCCCCGCUGGGGCGCAGCGGUGAGCAUCGUGCGCGCGCUGCCGGGCCCCUCGCGCGCCCUGCUGGCCGCCACCACUGACGCCGCCCUGCGAGUGGUGGACGCGCGCGCGCCCUCGCACCCUCACGACCUCAAGGUGGCGAGCGGGGGCACGUCGUUCAUCCGCUGCAUGUGCGUGAGCCCGAGCGGCGCGUGGGUGUGCGCGGGGCUGGCCAGCGGAGCGCUCGCCCUGCUGGACGUGCGCACUGGCGCCACCAGGGCCACGUGGCGCGCUCACGAUGGGGAGGUGUUAAGAUUGGCAGCAGUAGACGAUCACAGGAUUUUGAGUUCCGGUCUGGAUCAAGUUACAGCAUUGUGGCGAGCUGAUGACGGCGAACUAAUAGCACAUCUUAAAGGCAGCACGGAACCAGUACAUUGUCUAUCUGUCUACUACAACGAGUUGAUAUCGGGAACAACGAACAACCGAAUUGGAGUUCACACAUCUUUGGACCAGGAGGCGUCUUUCUCAAGUACCAAGCUCAGGUCAGACACUUUCAAGGGCGUCCUCACUUGUAUGUCCGUGUUACCUUUGAACAGGUUACUUUUACUUGGCAGUGAUAAUGGUAAUAUUAGUUUGCUUUGUUGAUCUAUAAUUAUAUUGUAGAAGGUUCUAGAAAUUUCUAGAAAAUUCUAGAAAUGUUAGGAAAACGCUCAGAGGUUUCCACAAAAAGUUAUUUUUUUUUUUUGUAAAAAGUAUUAUUUGAAAAUUCAUCUUUAAAGAGGCUGCUAUUUUGAUGGUAAUGAUAACAUUAGUGAGCUUUGUUCCUAAUUGCAGCAUAUAACAAAAUUCUAAACUCAAAAAACCUUAUAAAAAAUAUAUAUAUGACCUUAUAUAUUCUUUGCCUUAUAUUCCUGAAGAUCUUUAAGCAGACUGCUGUUUUUUAGCAAUAAUAAUGCUAACAUCAGUCUGUCUUGCUGAACACCAUAUGUACGAAGUACAAGGUAUUUAUUAAAACUUCGAUAUGAAAAAAAAUGUGUAAAAAUCUAUAAAAGGGAUUUGGUUAAAGAUUUUGGUUGUUUUUUGUUUGUGAGGAGUCAGGAGGUAAAUUUAAAAUAAAUAUUAAAAUGUACGCUAUUUUAGUCUCAUGCAUUAGACAGAAUGUAGUGAAGGCACAAGCUAGUGGAGUCACAUAAGAAAAAUUACAAUAUUGAUCUCACGAAUUUAGUU
Messenger RNA from Melitaea cinxia (Glanville fritillary), 6828 nucleotides. It is a transcript of the gene Wdr81, whose product is annotated as WD repeat-containing protein 81. The record is from RefSeq and is a predicted model, not a curated record. The transcript has 19 exons. Gene Ontology annotation, molecular function: phosphatidylinositol 3-kinase regulator activity; protein binding. Gene Ontology annotation, cellular component: mitochondrion. The coding region runs from base 1 to 6246 and encodes 2081 amino acids. NCBI's taxonomy places the organism in Eukaryota, Metazoa, Arthropoda, Insecta, Lepidoptera, Nymphalidae. Gene Ontology annotation, biological process: aggrephagy.